AGUUUGCUUUUCUCUCCCAAAAUUCUCUUCUCAUCCAAUCCAAUCUCUAUCCUUAGAGAUUCAGAGAUGUUUCUGUGCUAAUUUGUAGUGUAGAUCACUACAAUUGGUAUCAGAGCACUCUUUCCUGAGUGACCUGGUGACAAUGAAAAAUCAAAAAGAAUUUGAUGAGCUAGCUAUGAAGGUUGAUUCUCUGAUGAGCAUUAAGCAAGACUUAGUUAGGGAAUUCAAGGAUAAUUACGACAAUCCUUCACCACAACUUAUCACAGCAUUAAGAAUUUAUCUGCUGAAUUGAAGGCUGUACAGGAUCAUUUGAGCAAAGUGAAAAUGGAUGAAGGCUUGCCUGAACCCUCAUCUGGAUUCACACCCAAAAUCGAUGCCGAAUUGAAGGUAACUCCUACAACAGUCGAAGAAGAUAAUUGUCGAUCUACACCCAAAAUCGAUUUUACUGAUAUUAAUGGAGCUGGUGCUACUAAUUCAGUUAAGGAUUACAAGGUUUUCAAUGAUGAAUUUCGGCAGUUUGAAGAGUCCCAAUUAGUGCUAAGUAUAACCGGUGACAUUUGAUCGAGGUAAAAUGUUUGCGACCUGGAUUCAUUUUUGAGAAGUCUGGAAUCUCUGGAUGCUUAUUGUUCAGAUUCAUAUCAAUUUCAUAUUCACAUAUGGAUGAUGGAUUGUUUGUUGGUUCACAUGUGUGCAAGUACUGGUGAAUGUCCCAGUUGUAUCUUGAGUGCUUCUGGAAGGGUAUUGGAUCGUGGAAGGUUGCUAGAAUUGGAUAGAAGGUACUCAAUUCUAUUAGCUAAAAUCAUAAGGUACUUCAUGGAGCAAAGAAGGUAUUCUUAUUACAUUAGAAACAGUUCUAACCUCAGUAUUAGUAUACUUACUCGUGGUUUGAUUGUACUUCAUGUGGUCGUUUCAAUGCAAAAUUAUUAUGCAAAUUCUGUUCAUAAUCUGAUUCUACAAUCUGGUUAUGGUUUAAAAUUAUUGUUUGCGAAGUUAAAUAUAUCAUUCUUUGUUGAAGAUGGUGACAGUGGUGAUACCAGGAAGUUGUUUGUUAUAAUAUCAAAACAAGGUGUUUUUCAAUGGGCUGAAUCGGUGCUUCAAACGUCAAGGGAAACUGAGAAUGGGCUUCCACAUGAACUAUUUGAGCAAUUUUUGGCCAGAAAUGUCAGUUUUCCAACUCAGAUGGAAGAGGUUCAGAAAGGUUUGAUUGCAUCAAUUUCAAAUGCAAUUCAACAUUUACUGAAUUGCACAAGCAAGAAUGUAUACGAGUUAUUUCAUAAGGUUGCAAGUAGUGAUUCAGUAGGCGCAGCUGGAGUGUCGGAAAGAUCGCAUGAGCCAAUUGAUCAAAUACAUCCUUGCAGAAUAUGGAGUUUCAGUGAUCAUACAGGUUCUCUAAACUUACGGCUGGGGUGUGAGCUACUUUUUCUUUUGAAAACUCUGCAUGAGGAAUCCGUGAUGAUCUAUGUUGAAGCCAGUAAACAAAAUGAUCAAUCACAUAUCCUUUCGAAGAGAGUUAUAGGUAUUUUCUUGGUCCCUAUAUUCAUUCAUCAGUCAAACUACUUUCAUGGGAAGGGUGUUCCUCUAUUUAUGUACUUUCAAGAUCUGAAUUAUUGUUUUAGGGUGUUUGACCCUGGAAAAGAGUUCCAGCUUAAGGGGAGAUAUACUUGCCUUGUUAGGGUAAAUUUUUAUCAUGAUAUUAGGGGUUGUGUGCUUACUGAAGAAAGUAUAAUAAGUGAUUCUAGCAAGUUGUAUGAAUUCUUUAAGCAAUGUGAUAUUCUCUGGGCUAUUUUGAUACUGCAGCAAGUUUACAGUUCAACCGGUAUAUGGUCUUCACAAUUGAUUACACUGUUCAAGCUACAAGAUGGAAUUCAGGGGCUCCAGGUUUUUUCCCAUUUGAUGAUUCUUCUCGUCGUUGAAAGUGAUGGUAAACUCCUGAGAAAAUCUAUGCAGGAAACUAUGGGUCAUGGAUUGUUGUUUUUAAAGACCCUUGAGGUUGCAGGGAUAUUUGUUUGUCUCAAGAGGGGUUAUAGAGGAGUCGGAUGCUCUGAAAGAAGAAUGGAGACCAAGGAAAUUCUCAACCAGGCUAGUGCUAUAAAAAUCAAUAGACUUGGAGGGUUGGAAGAAAAGAUUAAAGAAGUUAUGCUUGGUAUUUUUAUCGAGGCAGAAGAUGCAGCUCAGUUGUUUUCCAUUACUUUGAUGGGCAGUCUUACAAUAGCUAUGAGAACUAUCUGUGGAGAAGAUUUUAUUAUAAGGUUGCAGCUUAAAUACUGCUUAACUAACAACAGAGGAGCUCCCUGCGCUGGAUCGGUUCAUGUUAAGAAACAAGAAACUAUAUCAAUUCUGAACUACUUUGAGCGUGGCAUUCUCAGCUUGGUAAGUUCUCGACAGUGCUUCCAUUGUCAUAAUCGAGUGUUCUUUUGGACUGGAAUAUGUGAAUGGAGAGUGGAGAUAAUCCAUAGCAGGUCCAUGGAAACUAAUGGAAUUGUUUGUGGCGAUAACGGAUGGUAUGACCUUGCCAGAGAUUGUAGGCUCCUUCCAAGUCUUAGUUGGCAGCAGUUAUUACUCACUGUAGGAGGAAGGAAUCUGGACAGAUAUGUUGUGUUGGCAUCUAAAUAUUUUCUACAAAAUUUCCAUCAACUCUUGAAGCAGCUGAAGCUCUCCACCACUGAUGGCGCAACAGUUCAAGGGAAAUAAGAGUCUGCCAAUUCUAUGCAGCUAACAAAUGCAUCACAUGAAUUCUGCGAGAUUGUGAUACACAAGCUCGAAGGUAAACUGAUUAUGCUAAUACUCUCUGGGGAAAGUAAGCAGCGCUGCCCCAUCUCAAUAUCAGGUAAUCCAGCUUCAGUUUUCCCAGUUAACAGUAGCAAUGCCAUUUAUAAUAUUCUGGCUACAUUAAAUUUUUUCACCGCCAUUUUGCAAAUGAGUGUAGCUAGAGUUAACAUCAUUUCUGACUCAAAAUUGAUGAGGGAUUACAGUCAAGUGAUAGUUAAAGAAGAUAUUGAGCAGUACGAAGGAAUAAGAUAUUUUCCGAUCAAGCUUGGCUCUGUAGAAGUGGCUCUUGCAUUCCUCUACUGGUUGGUUGAACAGUUGUGGCUCUAUUGGUUGGUUUUAUUUAUGGUGUUGGAAUGUGCCUAUGCAGUCAGUAGUAUUGCUACUAAGACCUACCAACCAGUGAAGAUGAAGAGGGUGGGCUUGCUUACUGAAUUUCUAUGAGUGAGGUUUGGGCUCAGUCUUUUUUAGGCCUUGAAGCUAAAUUUUAAAAAAAAAAAAAAAAACUCAGCUCUUACGCUGAUGAGAAGAAGUUGCCCAACGAUGAAUUCCAUCAA
Messenger RNA from Papaver somniferum (opium poppy), 3323 nucleotides. RefSeq lists its product as uncharacterized. The transcript is spliced from 2 exons. NCBI's taxonomy places the organism in Eukaryota, Viridiplantae, Streptophyta, Magnoliopsida, Ranunculales, Papaveraceae. The record is from RefSeq and is a predicted model, not a curated record. The coding region runs from base 661 to 2691 and encodes 676 amino acids.